AAAAUAAUUCUCUUUUGUACGAAAAGUGAAAUGUAAAGUAAAAGUAAAUUUUUUAGUACAAUUAAUAAAUAAAAGUUAACAGAAAGGAAAAAAAAAAUUUUAGGAAAAUAAGUUUCCUAAUAGUUAAUAUUCGGUUAGUCCCUGUAAAAGCGCAUCAAUUGUUAUGCUCCUCAUCACAAAAACAAAAAUACCUUUGUCAUACUCAUUUCUACUUUGACAGAUCGAAAAGGAAUCAAUUACUUUAGGAAAAUGUCAUCUCAAGUAACAGAAAAUCACCGUGAAAAUGCAGAGAUUUUCACUGACCCAACGAUCUGCAAGCAGAAAUCUCUACAACUUUUGGAGCAAAUCAAUAUGCCAAAAGGGCUUCUCCCAUUGGAUGAUCUAAUAGAAAUAGGACACAAUAAACAAACCGGAUUUGUAUGGAUGAAACAGAAAAAGGCAAAAGAAAAUCGGUUUAAGAAAAUUGGAAAACUUGUCUGGUAUGAUACUGAGGUCACCGGAUUCCUUGAAGAUCGCCGGAUGAAGAAACUCACCGGCGUUAAAAGUAAGGAACUAUUGAUCUGGGUAACAAUUUCUGAUAUUUCUAUCCAGGUCUCUGAUUUAGAGAAAAUUACAUUUGCUACCCCUUCUGGAAUUUCUAAAGCCUUUCCGGUGUCUGCGUUCGAGGAGUGAGGGGAUGAGAUUGGUUCUAUCAUUUUUAUUUUUUGGUUUAAUAAUAUUAUUUUAUUUUUAAAGAUGUGUAAUAAUAAUAGAAAAGAAAUGUGAAAAUGAAAUUAGUUAUUUUUAGUAUAAAGUCUGUUGUAUUGCCAAGUAUAAACCAAAGGUCCAUGUAGGUCUACCCAGACUGUUGCAAGCCAAUCUUUUCAAUGGGACUUUAUUGUAUUCACCUCUCAAUUCUUCAUACAUCCCUUUAAUGCUAAAUUCUUCAGCCUCUAUGAUUUUA
Molecule: messenger RNA, 943 nt
Organism: Solanum pennellii
Lineage: Eukaryota; Viridiplantae; Streptophyta; Magnoliopsida; Solanales; Solanaceae
Exons: 1
Coding region: 250-672 (140 amino acids)
Source: RefSeq, a predicted model, not a curated record